Molecule: messenger RNA, 1773 nt
Organism: Triticum turgidum subsp. durum (durum wheat)
Lineage: Eukaryota; Viridiplantae; Streptophyta; Magnoliopsida; Poales; Poaceae
Source: the annotation of a GenBank genome assembly
AUGGCGACGACUGCCGCCGCAACGGACCGGCUCUCCGAACUCCCUGACAACCUGCUCAUCCGCAUCCUCUCCUUCGCCCCGGCCCGUGAGGCCGCCAGCACCACCGCGCUCUCCCGGCGAUGGCGCCGCCCGCUCUGGCUCGACACCGGCGCCGUCAACGUCGACUACCGUUCCUAUACCACCGGCGUCGGCUGCGGCGGCGAUACUCUCAGGCGUCGCGUGCUGGACGACAUGAUAAACGCGAACCUCGCGUUCCUCCGCUCCCGCGGCCACGGCCCCAACAAGUUUACCUUGGUCACGAGCUAUGGCACCGGUCUCACCACGCGCGACAACGCCACCUUGCACACCGCGUGCAGCCCGGAAGACGCCGAGGAGGAGUUGGAGGAGGAAUCCGACGAGGAAGAGUUGGAGGAGGAGGAAUCCGACGAGGAACAGUUGGAGGAGGAGGAGGAGGAGGAGUCUGCGAGCCUCGACGAGGAUGAGUUCACCGUCGGCACCGAGGAGGAGAGCGCCCCCUGUGUCGUGCUGAAGGACAUCACCCAGGCAGAGGAGUUCCGGCUCGAGUGGCUAGACUACGGGAGUUGCAUGAUCCCCUACUGCACGGGCUGGCUGCCGUUCCCCGCUCUCCGAGUCCUCGAGCUCACCGGCUACUCUCUCCAGCCCUGUCCGGACCUCGCGUUCCCGUGCCUGGAGGUGAUGCGGCUCCGGCGGUGCCGCACGGACUACGCGACGCUCCAGGACAUGAUCUCCGCCGCGCCCAAGCUCGCUGACGUCCGCCUUGAGGACGUGAGAUUCGUGAACUCGCAGCUCGAGUACCGGAUGCGAAUCCGAUGCCCGGCGGCCACCGUCAUCCUCAUGGCCAACUGCGACUUCGGGUACCUCGACUUCGACGCGUGCCGCGUCGAGCUCGACGCGCCGCGCCUCCGCCGCUUCUGCUACACCGUCGUCACCUUCCUAGGCAGCUCCUUCUCCUUCGACUCGCCCAUGACGCACCUGGAGGAGGUCCACCUGGCGUUGCACUCCCCAGCGGCGUGGCCACCGAGUUGCUCCAUGCUCUAUUCCAUUAACCGUGUGAGGGUCCUCAAGCUCACGGUCUAUUCCAUGGCCGACCUCGCCGACGCUACGUCCGUACCUUUUCCCAGACUCGAGCGGCUCGAGAUUGAAGAGGUCUGCGGGUGGUCUAUCCAGAACCACGGCGUCGCCGCGCUGAGGGCCGUUGUGAGCCUGCUGCGUUGCUGCACCGAGGUGCGCGAGCUCCGGUUCAAGUUCAGAUGGCUGGAUUACCUUGAGGAAAUGGCGGACCCGGAUCGGGUUGCCGCCAUGUCGGACUUCUCCCUGUGCAGAUCCAUCAACGCCGGCCACGAAGACGACGACGACGACGAAGGUUGCUGUUAUGAUUUGGGCCUUCAUGGGCUUUGCUGCGGCUGCACGUUGGACAGCCUACGGAGUUCGCUGAGGAGGGUGGUGGUGAAGUUCGACGCGGAGGAGCUGACCUGCUUCCAGGUUCGGCUCGUCAAGUUCCUGGCGGAGAACGCCAUGGUUCUCGAGGAGUUCGUCGUCGACGGAGGGAAGGGGUACGACUCGGGCCGGAUCCGCCGGAAGGUGGCGAGAUGGCAGAAACGGAGACCGCCGUCAUGUCCACAACCGCCAAAGACUGCCGUUCCACAGUUGUCCGAGUUCCCGCCGCUCGGCAGUGCCCUUGAUCCGGACUCAGUUCCAGCCAACACACCCGCCGUGGCCUCGUCCAUUGUGCAGCAAGAUGCAAUUUUGUAG